AUUACUGUAAUGAUGUAAAGUAAUUAGCCUCCAACUAAUAAAAAUAAAUGAAAAAAAAAAAACAAGCGCCAAAUGUAUAUUGUCUACAAGUAUUAUCUUUCUUAUACUUUAGUACUUUAUCCUUUAGUAACCAAUUACUUGUAAAAUAUCUCAGGAAUAUGUUGUAACACUAAAUUCAAGAAACUUUGCUGUAAAAGUUACAAGCAAAAGGUGAGCAAUUUAAGUGGUAGAGCUCAAGGGAGCGUGGCCUUGUUUUGUGCUCAGUUUUGUCUAUAAACUAUUUAAUAUUCUCCAUUUAAAAUUAAUUUUAUAAUAAAUUAUUGAACAUUUCUUGUGUAGAUUCUAAUUUUAUUCUGAUUUUUAAAUAGCUUUAAUGAGAUAAUUUGCAUACUGUUAAGGUCAUCUGUUUUAAGUAUACAGUUCAGUGGUUUUAGUAUAUUUGCAGAGUUUUCAAUCACCAUGAUCUAAUUUUAGAUGUUUUAAUUUUUUUAAGCAACUGACAAAUGAACUAUAUUGACUAGAAGUAGAAAGAUUGUUUCUCUAAUUGUAAUUCUGAAGGGUCAAAGGCAGUAGGAGCAUUUGAGGUAGUAGUUUUGUUUUAUAUGUUGAUAGAUACUUAACGGUAGGACAUGGGUUUCUAAAAACUCAGAGAUGAAGUUGCAUUUGUCUCUACUCUUUUUCUCUGCAGUCUUUGCUUGUCUUCAUCCUCUAUGGACCAGUCUUUCAGUACUUUAGGUAUUUGUCUAAGUAUUGCUUUGAGCUUCAUCAUAACUGGUGAAAUACUUGUGUGGGUCUUGUUAUGGCACACAUUUAAGACAUCACUAGAGCAAGGCAGGAACGUGGACGUCGGGUCUCCUCGAAGACACCUCUACUGCAAAGAUGGUCAAUGUCCCUAAAACCCGAAGGACUUUCUGUAAGAAGUGUGGAAAGCAUCAGCUGCACAAAGUGACCCAGUAUAAGAAGGGCAAAGAUUCCCUGUAUGCCCAGGGAAAGAGGCGCUGUGAUCGGAAGCACAGUGGCUGUGGUGGGCAAACCAAGCCAAUUUUCCGGAAGAAGGUGGAAACCACAAAGAAGAUCGUGCUGAGACUUGAAUGUGUUGAGCCCAGCUGCAGAUCCAAGAGGAUGCUGGCCAUUAAGAGGUGCAAGCAUUUUGAACUCCCGAGGAGAUAAGAAGAGAAAGGGCCAAGUGAUCCAGUUCUAAGAUUUGGGAUUCUUUUGUUCUUAUGUUUUGAGAGGAAAAUGUUGAAAUUAUAGAAAAAUUUCCUGAAUGAGAAUAAAUACAGUGAUAUCCUUAAAAAAAAAAAAA
Messenger RNA from Odocoileus virginianus texanus, 1306 nucleotides. RefSeq names its product large ribosomal subunit protein eL42-like. Gene Ontology annotation, molecular function: structural constituent of ribosome. Gene Ontology annotation, biological process: translation. The record is from RefSeq and is a predicted model, not a curated record. Gene Ontology annotation, cellular component: ribosome; cytosolic large ribosomal subunit. NCBI's taxonomy places the organism in Eukaryota, Metazoa, Chordata, Mammalia, Artiodactyla, Cervidae.